CUGCGUUGGAACAGUUAGAUAUUCAUUCAACUUCUGAAGCUUUUGAGGAUUAUUUAGAAAGGUUUUAAAUUUGGAGCAUGACCAAGAAGGAUGUUAAAGGUGAUAAGAUUGUGGCACAUUUCCUGACAUUCAUCGGAAAAGAAGCAUACAGCUUAUUGAAAACUUUGGCAUAUCCAGAAAAACCUAUCUCACUUACUUAUGCAACAAUUAAGGAGUUAUUAUUGAAUCAUGUAAAGUGCACUAGUUUUGAAUGCCGUGAAAGUGCAAAAUUUCAUAAGAUGACUUGUCGAAAUGACCAAAAGGUUAAGAAAUUCAUCCUUGAAUUGCAGAAACAAGCUGCCAAAUGUAAUUUUGGUGAUCAACUUCAUGUGCAACUGAGAGACCGAUUAAUCGCAGGAAUCAACAUAUCGGGUUUUGAAAGAGAGCUGUUAAGAAUGCCCAACUGUUCCUUUCAAGAUGCUAGAACUGCGUGUAUUAACUACGAUGCAGUGAAUGAACUUGAUAUCCAGUCAAUGAAUAUUUCUAAUACUUUGCUUAGUCGUCAUGAUGGAAUACAAUUUCAGGGUCAAUCAAAAUUGCGUUCGUUUAACAGUGGCUCCUAUUCCCGUGUAAAUAUGAAAGGUGUUUCAACAAGGAAUUACAAAGGAAAUCACAAAGAAGGUGUUACUGGUUAAAGCGUUGUCAAACUCCGAAUACCUGUGGCAUCUUCAUUGGUACACCAUAUUGUAAACUGUGAGUCUGUUUCUUUUUGUGAUUUUACAUAUCAUUGUCUUAUUUUAAUCUUUUUUUAACAUUGUGAUAUUUUUUCCCGUGUUUUUGGGUUUAUAUAUAUAUUUCCCACUCGUUCACUUUUCGUACUUGAUAUAUUACUAUGACUGAACAGACCCCUAAAGUAUUUAAGUUAAAGACUGUGUUCCCACUUUCUUUCCAACUUAUGCCUUUCUGGCCAGACAACAUCGAAGGCUGGUUUUGUUACGCAGAAGCCGACUUCUUCGAGCACGGUGUGAACGAUGCGCGUACACAAUUCCUCGCAGUAGUCAAGGCACUACCGCGCGAAUUUAACAGGUACGUAACACCUAGUAUGUUUACUAGUGAUGUUUCUGACCCAUACCAAACCCUGAAACAUGUCAUCCUCAAACGCGGAGAUCUAACCGAUCGAUAAAGGUUAGACCAACUCCUCAACAACAUCGGCCUGCAACACGGUUCUGCCACAGACAUGUUGCAAAGAAUGCGAGAAGUCAUUGGCCAAAGAACCUUCGAUGACGACCUAUUCAAACAACUUUUCUUAUCCAAACUUCCUGAACAGGUGCAAGCUGUUUUGGUCUCGUUCCAAAACAACGCCGUAGACGAGCUAGCUGCAACUGCCGACCGCAUUCUCGAAAUCACUAGAUCUUCUAAAGCCGAGGUUUUUUCAGUAAAAGAAAAGCCUCAAACGACCCAGAAUGACAUAACACAGUUAUGUCAUACACUUACGCGUUAUCUCAAACUCUGUAACGACCGUAAACGAUCACGUACUCCGUGGAGAAGCACAUCACGUAGGCGA
This is a messenger RNA of Schistosoma spindalis, 1543 nucleotides long. The record is from the annotation of a GenBank genome assembly. Lineage: Eukaryota; Metazoa; Platyhelminthes; Trematoda; Strigeidida; Schistosomatidae.